AUGGUGGAAACUGAACACGGAACUCCCACGUGGAAGUUCACACAAUGUUUCGGCGACAAGGGGGAUGUCGAAGAUAUCACAGAGGCCGACAUCAUUUCCACAGUCGAGUUUGAUCACACAGGAAACUAUCUGGCCACUGGCGACAAGGGUGGUCGCGUCGUGUUGUUUGAACGGAACGAGACAAAAAAGACAUGCGAGUACAAAUUCCACACCGAAUUCCAGUCGCACGAACCGGAGUUUGAUUAUCUCAAAUCCCUCGAGAUAGAGGAGAAGAUCAACAAGAUUAAGUGGUGCAAGCGUCAAAAUGCCUCACACUACCUCCUUUCCACCAAUGACAAAACCAUCAAGCUGUGGAAGGUGUUUGAAAAAUCCUUGAAGGUGGUGGCAGAGAACAACCUUUCAACAGACCUGACCCCUGGGGGAGUGGGAGGUGGUGGUCCCCCUCGCCCUACUCACACUCACUUCAAGGACGCUUCGCAGUUGAAACUCCCUAGGUUGACCCAUCACGACACCGUCGUAGCCGCUGUCCCUCGACGGACUUAUGCCAACGCCCAUGCAUAUCACAUCAAUAGCAUCUCCGUCAAUAGUGAUGGAGAGACCUUCAUCAGCAGUGACGACCUCCGCAUCAACCUGUGGAACCUCAACAUCCAAGACCAAAGCUUUAACAUCGUCGACAUCAAGCCUGCUAACAUGGAGGAGCUCACAGAAGUCAUCACCGCGGCAGAGUUUCAUCCGAUAAGCUGCAACUGGUUCAUGUAUGCCAGCUCCAAGGGCACGAUCAAACUGGCCGAUAUGCGUGAAAGCGCACUUUGUGAUCAACACGCGAAGCAAUUCGAGCAGGAAGAAGACCCCUCAUCCCGAUCCUUCUUUUCCGAGAUCAUCUCCUCAAUUUCCGAUGUCCGCUUCUCACAUGAUGGCAGAUACAUUCUUUCAAGGGACUAUUUGACUGUCAAGAUUUGGGACGUAAACAUGGAAAGACAACCUGUCAAGACGAUACCGAUUCACGAACAUCUCAGACCACGCCUGUGUGAUACCUAUGAAAAUGACAGCAUCUUUGACAAAUUCGAAGUGGUAUUCAGCGGCGAUGGCAGCAAUGUAAUGACUGGAAGCUACAACAACAAUUUCAUGAUCUACCCGUCUGAUCCUGAGCAAGAGACGGAGGUGGUCCUGCAGGCAGAUAAAUCUGCUUUCAAGGCUAAGAAGGUGGGAGUGCCAACGCCCAUCAAUUCGUCAGCGAAUGGCAACAAGAAAGGAUCGUCCAGAGCUGGCAGCCCAGCAGCUGGAACAGGCAGCAGAAUGCGCAAGGAAACCGAUGCCGAUCAGAUUGACUUCAACAAAAAGAUCCUGCACAUGAGCUGGCAUCCAUUUGAGGAUAGUAUUGCCAUUGCUGCCACAAACAAUUUGUUUGUCUUCUCAGCGCUGUAG
Molecule: messenger RNA, 1425 nt
Organism: Exophiala spinifera
Lineage: Eukaryota; Fungi; Ascomycota; Eurotiomycetes; Chaetothyriales; Herpotrichiellaceae
Exons: 4
Coding region: 1-1425 (474 amino acids)
Biological process (GO): peptidyl-serine dephosphorylation
Cellular component (GO): protein phosphatase type 2A complex; cytosol
Molecular function (GO): protein phosphatase regulator activity; protein binding
Source: RefSeq, a predicted model, not a curated record